Orcinus orca (killer whale) is the source of this 17742-nucleotide messenger RNA. It is a transcript of the gene LRP11, whose product is annotated as LDL receptor related protein 11. NCBI's taxonomy places the organism in Eukaryota, Metazoa, Chordata, Mammalia, Artiodactyla, Delphinidae. The record is from RefSeq and is a predicted model, not a curated record. The transcript is spliced from 7 exons. Gene Ontology annotation, molecular function: protein binding. Bases 341 to 1858 code for a protein of 505 amino acids.
GGCCGCUUUUCAUCACCGGCUGGUGAUCCUUGUCUAGGCUGCCUCAUCCUCGCGGAGCUCGCGACGGCUCGGGGCAGAGAGUCGCCGGGGCGCCCAGAAGCCCCGGGAAAGGACGAGGGGCCGGGCCGGGCCGGCAAUGCCUCCAGCUGCUGCGGUGCCCGCCGGUGACCGAGCGCCCGCGGCCUCGGGGGCGCAGCUGGACGCCGGGGAGGCCAGGCUUUGAGGCGCUGGGGCCUAGUGCCCGCUGCGGCGGCUCAGAAGGGCCACAGGGCCCGCGCUCCCCCGCUUCCCUCGCUCUCUGCGGCCCCGCCUCGGCUCGCUUCCUCCGCCGCCGACCGCUAUGGCCUCCGCCGCCCGGGAGAGCGCGGGCUCCGGGCUCAGGCGGUCGCCACGGCUCCCGGCGCUGCGCGGGCUGCUGCUGCUGUGCUUGUGGCUGCCCAGAGGCCGCGCGGUGGGGUCGCCCUCCGCGCCGCUGUCCGACCUGCACGCGCAGCUCUCGGGAGUGGAGCAGCUGCUGGAGGAGUUCCGCCGGCAGCUGCAGCAGGAACGGCCGCAGGAGGCGCUGGAGCUGGAACUGCGCGCGGGCGGCGGCCCCCAGGAAGGCUGCCCAGGCGGCGGCGGCGGCGGCUACAGUGCCAUGCCGGACGCCAUCAUCCGCACCAAGGACUCCAUCGCGGCCGGCGCCAGCUUCCUGAGCGCGCCGGCUGCCGUGCGGGACUGGCGGCAGUGCCUGGAGGCCUGCUGCCUCGAGCCGCGCUGCUCCGUGGCCGUGGUGGAGCUGCCCCGCCGGCCCGCGCCCCGGGCCGCCGCGCUCGGCUGCUACCUCUUCAACUGCACGGCGCGCGGCCGCAGCGUCUGCAAGUUCGCACUGCACCGCGGCUACAGCAGCUACAGCCUCAGCCGCGCCCCGGAGGGCGAGCAGGAAGGCCUGGAAGCUGGCGCCCCGGCCACCGCCCGGGCCUCGCCGCGGCCGGAAAAGGACGAGCCUCCACUUAGCAAGGCCGGGCAAGAUGUUGUUUUGCAUCUGCCCACAGAUGGAGUGAUUCUGGAUGGCCGAGAGAGCACAGACGACCACGCCAUUGUCCAGUAUGAGUGGACACUGCUGCAGGGUGACCCGUCAGUGGACAUGAAGGUGCCUCAGUCCGGAACCCUGAAGCUGUCCCACCUACAGGAAGGGACAUACACCUUUCAGCUGACGGUGAUGGACACUGCUGGGCAGAGGAGCUCUGACAGCGUCUCGGUGACCGUGCUUCCCGUGGCCUUCUCCACAGGAGGAUGCUCGAAUGUUUGCUCACGCUACCACUUCUUUUGUGAUGACGGCUGUUGCAUUGACAUCACGCUGGCUUGCGAUGGAGUGGAGCAGUGUCCUGAUGGGUCUGAUGAAGGUUUCUGUCAAAAUCUGAGCCUUGACCGCAAGAUGGUGACCCACACGGUUGUGGCACAGCCUAGACCCACCGGACCAAGCAAAGAUGCAGGCAGGGGCUCCUUGCGGGAAAAGUCCCAGGAAGCCACUGCCCCAGAACAGCCACCUGCGUCAUCAGCCAUGGAAAAGAGGAAUCAUUCUGCCUUUUGGGGACCAGAGAGUCUCAUUGAUCCUGGGAUGCCAGAUAGUGGUUCCUCAGGGAAGCACAGAAAAGAGGAAAAUUAUAUUUUUGAGUCAAAGAGCAAUCGACGAGGAGGGGAACACCCAGCCCCAGAAGCAGGUGCAGUGCUACCCCUGGCCCUGGGUUUGGCUAUCACUGCUUUGCUGCUUCUCAUGGUUGCUUGUCGACUACGGCUGGUGAAACAGAAACUUAAAAAAGCUCGUCCCAUUACAUCUGAGGAGUCUGACUACCUCAUAAAUGGGAUGUAUCUGUAAUAAGUGUAAUUUAAAUAGCUGAGGGCAAGAACAUGUUUCACUUAUAAUUUGUAUAUAUUUUGGGUUCUGAUAUUUAUAACCUCUUCUUUUUUUUGUUUUGAUUUGUUUUUAACCUCUUCUGUUUAACUAAGAAAACUACUGAAAACCCUGAAGAUUCUGCAAAUACUAAACCUUUGUUUUUAGUUAUUGAUUUUCCUUGGGAAGUAUGUGAAAUAUUUUGAAAUUUAGAGAGGAGUCCAUAUGACUACAGACUUUUACAAAUCUAACUCUGAUUUACAUAAGCUGCCCCUAAAAACAGAAAUUUGCAGUUAGCCAAGGCAGAAAAUUCCGAGUCUCUAGAGGUUCCUGGGAAAGGCAGUGUUAACUCUUUCUAGAAGCCAGCCAUUGGCACUUCAUACCACCCCACUUCCCUCGCCCUGUGGCCCUCCCAUUUCUCACUUUAAGCUUCCAGUGUUCUCCUUUCUCUUCUCUUCAAAACCUAUUUCUGAGGAUGGAGCUUAAGUGAGUGUACACCUUCAAUGAGAUGUUAUCCACGGCAGGAAUAUCUAAGUUAUAAACCUAAUGAACAGGUCAGUAAGGCCUAGGGAAGGUGAAUAUGAGUUCUUCCCAAUGCCUGACAUCGUGUCAUGUAUGUGGCUGCUUCAUUCUCCCAAAGGAGAAUGACUCAGACUUUGAAUUACAAAUAGCUCUAACAUGGUCAUGGAAGCAGAGAACCUGGCAGGUCAAAAAUUUUAACAGAAACCUAGCUAAGGGAAAAAUGAGCAAGGAGGAUGAUUAGUUCUUGUAUCUGCUCAACACUGCUCAUUUAUAUAGUCACUGGUUUUCAGCAUUAGUAUGUGUUGAUGGAAGAAAAAAACUGCAUUCAAAUUGAAAAACAGAACACUGAAUGGAUUUCUGGGUACAGCUUUUGUAAAAAUGUCACGUGUUUAAGUAUCAGCGGUUCUUCCAUUCAGUGGAGUGAUGCCGUUUUUCCGUUAUUUAUUUAAUGCUCUAAAAUGUUACAAUGUGCACACAGCUAGUGCCAGGCUUAUGUACUCCCAGAGCAUAAGGGAGUUUUGCACAAAUUCAUCUUUACAGAAAACCAGCAUCUAGCUUAGCAUCUUUUACCUUUUAAUCUGUAGGAUUUUAAAGGCAUAUUAUUUCCACCAUUGCUUAAUGCUGGGACUAUGCACAUUCUAGAAAUUAUUCUACUGAGAGGAAUGUAUAAUGUGAUGUUCCUAGUCACAUGUUUUUUUUUUUUACCAUAAGUGGCAAAUCUUUUAAAAUACUUGAAAACCCUCUAGAAAACUAUUUUUAGACUGAACCUGAUGUAAGUUAUUCCUUUAGCAAAGACUUAAUUUGGGCCAGAGAUAUACAUUAACAAAUGGAUAGUUACUUAGUUCUAGGAAAACAAAGAAAUUGGUUAUUUUUAUUUCCUAAGAAACUCAAGCAUGAAUUUUAGAAUUGAGCAAAGAUUUAAAUUUCUCCUUAAGGAGUUUAGAGAAAUGACUGUGUGAAUGAACCUAAGAUGUCUGUACUCUGUAUGUGAUGCUGUGCAGUUUGUUUUUCUAUAGAAGGAUGUCACCUAUAGCCAUAUCCAAUAAAAUAAAAACUGAUGAGGCAUGCAUCUUUCAGCACAUCUUUUAUACAUGAAGAAACUAAACACAAUUUAGUAUUGCCAUGGUGUUGAAACACUUGAUAAAAGAUGUCCCAUAUCUAUAUGUACAGUAUUCUUUAAUAAAUUUUAUUAUAUUCCUAAGCCUUUUUUUACACCUUUUAAUAUAAUCAUAGCUGCUAGUACAGAUGGUCCCUGACUUACGUUGCUUCAACUUACAUUUUUUUUUUUACUUUAUGAUGGUGCAAAAGUGACACAUUCAGUAGAAACCACACUUGGAAUUUUGAAUUUGGAUUUCUUCCUGGGCUACUGAUACACUUACUGUACAUCCUCUCUCGUGAUGCUGAACGGUGGCAGCAUAGGUCUUUUUCCCUAGAAAAUAAUCCUUUUUACUAUUGAUUUAAAACUGAUACAGUAGUGUUAACAGGGAAAUUCUGCAGGCUCUUUGAUCCAUAAGGUAAUUUCUAGGCAAAAUCCUGACAGGAUAAUCACCUAAAAAUUAAAAUAAACAAAUAAUGCUGGCAAAACAGAUUACUCAGUGUGAGGCAGUCCUUUAAAGGGCACAGUAAAAAGUGUUCAGGGCAUGGAAUUCAAAUACAAAUGUCCUCAGCUGCCCUAGGCCGUUGGACUGCUGCCUCUUAUGCUUAAGGUGCCCUCAGUAUUGCCAUCACCUGCCCUUUGACCAAAAGUGUUAUUCUGUGAUGCCCAUCCUACUGGGACACUCCACCCAAGUGAGAAAGAGUUCUUGAGACCCAGCAGCCAUAGAACUUCAUCUAACGUUAGGAAAGAAAAAGGAAAGGCAAGAAGGGAAAAGGAAGAGAAGAACAGGAAGAGGGGGAAAGAGAGAAUGAGGAAGAGGGGAGGGUUUCACCGGCCCAGCACAGCACUCUGGAGGCACUAAGGUGAGGGAGCACUUCUCAGAGUCCUGGCCCCAGCAACACAAAGUCAGUUAAAAAGAUAAAGCCUCGGGCUUCCCUGGUGGCACAGUGGCUGAGAAUUCGCCUGCCGGUGUAGGGGACACGGUGAGAGGCCCGCGUACCGCAAAAAAAAAAAGUGUAAUCAACUUUUUUUUUUGAACAACGCAGAUUUCAAAAAUUAGGGCAAUGGGAUCUAAAGUAUUUGUACAAUGUUAAUGUAUACUUUUAACCCAAAUGUCAUUUUUAAAUACUACUUGGGAAAGGGUUGAAACCCUCGUUAGAAAAUAGAAUUCUUAAUUUAAUUCUUAAUUGAGAGCUAGAUUUGGCUUUAAUAAAAUCAAAUCUGUAAAAAUCACCUUGUUUCAACAGGACCUCGCUAGACUGGAACUUUUAAAAAUGUUUUUAUUGUUGUCCUUCAUAUUAUGUAAAGAAGUCCUUCUAAUAAGGAAAAAUGAAAUGCUAAAAUAUUUUAGAAAUUAUGAAUACUAAAGAUUAAAGAGACGUUUCUUCUCUGACCAAAACAUAUAUUAAUUCAAUUCUUUUCAAGAGAAAAGUUCAUAGAUAGAAUUAAGAUUCAUUAUUUCCAUCUUUACACAUUUAUUGAUGCUCCCCUAAAAUCCAUUCCUCUUUAUUCAACAUUUAAAAAUUUUUUUUUUUUUUUUUUUUUGCCAUGCCACACAGCAUGCAGGAUCUUAGUUCCCUGACCAGGGGUCAAACCCGUGCCCCCUGCAGUGGAAACAUGGAGUCUCAACCACUAGACCGCCAGGGAAGUCCCUAAAAAUUUUAACUCAAAAAGUUUAAAGUCCAAGAGCAAUGCUUGGCAUAGCAUUUGUCUGUACCAAUCAGAUGCCACUUGGUUUGUCUUAUCAGAUUUAUAAACUGUCCCCUCAACCAGACUGCAAACUUCUUGAGAGUAAGGGCCUUUUUCUAUCCCCAAGACCUAACAAAGGGACUUACAUAGAGUAAAAUGUCGAUAAUAGCUAGGAAGGAUACAGACUAGUGAAUAAGUUGAAGAAUUAAAGUCCUAAAGAAUACUUGAUGUUUGAAACUACCGCCCGCAAAUGACAGAGUCCUGGAUCAAAAGCGUUCAUGGCCUGAGUCCAGAAGCAACACUAACAACAGCAAACUGAAGCCAGCAAUGAAUUCACAAGUUUUGGCCACCAACUAAUGCAAGUUUCCUGUGCCUAAGACCCUGCCCAAGAAGAGACACUGGUAAAAACAUGCAUGCGUAAUUUUUUUAAAGCCAUUUUCAAAGAAGUAAUGUUUAAGACUUUAACUUAAGAUGUGGGGGGAGGUGCCUCAUCCCCUCACGAAGGAUCUGUUUGCCAGAAUCAUACACACUUGCACACAGCAGAGGGAAGGGCUUUGCUGGGAGUGCUAGUUCUGCUAGCUCUAGAGCUUAUAUCUCUUCAAGUUCUAGAACCCUUAGAAAAACUAAGAUCCUAAUAUAAAGGUAUAAAAUUACAACAUUUAAGCAAGAUCCCAACGUGUUACUGCCUUCUUAGAAACUCAUUUUACAGUCGUUAUAUUAAUAAAUCUAUUUAUAGGUAAUGGAUGGGUUUUGGUAAAUUUAUCCUCAACCCUGUUCUUUCUUGACAUUAAGUCAGUGCAUUCAUUCACCCUUUCAUUCAUUCAGCAUUUAUUGUACAUCUACAAGAGGCCCUGUGUUAAGCAAAGAAAAAUAGUAAAUGAGGUGUAGUUCUUGUCCUUGAGAAACGUAGUCACAUUCCACAAAUGUACAGUUAGAUUAAUGCUCUUAACCUGCUCAGAUUUCACAAAAUGGAGCAUCAGAGAAACCACCUUUUUCUCUGUGAUCUUGGCAUUGUGUACCUGGUGGACACGCGAUUCUUCUAUGUUCAAACACCGCCAAUGCCUUUCACUUUUAACUUUAUUUGGCAAAGCAGCACUGCAUCAACUGUUCAGUGACUAGGACGCAGCUUACACAGCAUGUUAAAUCCAUAUACAUUAUGAGCAGCAAAUCAGAAACAGAAAAACAAUACUGAGCUCCUAGAAUUUUUAAAGAGAGAAAGGAAGAACUAUGUCAGUUAUGUCCAAUCUGAACAGCUGAGUGUUUUAAGGGACAUCACCUGUCAUCUUCUUAAGUUUUAAUAUUUACAAAUGCUUAGCUUUAAGGUAACAAAGCAGCCGAUUGUAUCUACAACAUGCUAUUCUAUGACACCACAUCAAAAGCUUUAAAAAGGAAGCUCAUCUCUAUUUUCUUAGUAGCAUCUAACAUACACCCAAAAACCAAGAAUCUUAACUUAUGAAUGGUGGUGUUACCUGAUGCACAAAAGCAAUCUGAUAAAUUAACAUCUGAACAGAAUUAAGUGUCUAAGAAAAGAAAAACCACUCCUCAAAAUCAAUUCACAAACUAUGUUUUCCAUUUUGCAGAACCCUUCCUUUUAACAUUUAAAGUAAAACGUGGGCAUGUUAAAGUAAUAAUACACAAAUUUAUAUUUGCAUCCUUCUACCAAUUUGGCUUCUGUGCCUCUUUGAAGAAUUAGAAACCCCACAAAACCACACAUUUUCAUGCUGAAAAUAGUGUAAGAAAGUCCAACACAAGCUGUGAUGCUGUUGAUUUUCAAAAGCUUUGAGGACUGAGAUGAGCAAUCCACUGUAAUAUUAUAUACUGGUCAAGCUGAUGUUGCUUUUACAGUUCGUCCCUGGUGGGGGAAAAGGAGAGAAAUAUAUAAGUAGGAGUUACAUAUUACAAAACUUGGCUUUCUAAUAGUUUAGAUACAACUAAUAAAUAAGUAAAAAUACACUGAUCCCCAAGCAUUAUUAAAAACAAAAACAAAACUGAGCAAAUGAUCCAAGUCAAAGCAAAAAUGGAAAUCAGCCAUUUCAGACAUCCUUCGUGCUACUCCAGAAUGAAGAAUGAAAACUAAAGGACCUGAAUUCUUUAUUUUUUAAUUCAAAAGUAACUUUCUUCCUUCAAGACCAAAUAUUCAGAGAAAUGGUAACUUUUAGAUCCAGGAUCUUGCUAAUACUAUGUAUUGUAAAAUAAUAACGAGUAGUUAGAGUUCAGAUAAUUCUUUACAGCUACAUUCACAAAAUUGGACAAAAAUUUAGUCUUUUGUUUAGGGUAUCUGUUAGCAAUUGUCGAGUGCGUCAAUCUCAACCCAAACUCUUUGUGAGAAAACGCAUCAUCUGUAGGUAUAAUAUACCUGUCAGCUGAUUUCAUAAGACAGCUUUAUCAGCUCCAAAAGAAACCAUUCGCUCAGCCAGGUGCAGCACUGUACCAGCAACUGCCAGUGAGAGGAAGGAAGGAAGAAAAAUGCAGUCUAAAAUAAAUUGUAUGGUAUAUAAAUUAUACCUCAAUAAAGCUCUUAAAAGUGAAAAAAUAAAGCUACCAGAAAAGCCUAAAAGCUUCUUAUUUGAGGGUAAUCUGAGUAACAAAAAACAUUGUUAAAGACUCAAGUACUUUAGGAGUAAAUAAGUAUGACGUUUGCAACUAAAUCUCAAGUGACUCAGGAAAAAAUGUUACAUAUAUGUAUAUAUAGAGAGAAAGAGGGAGUGAAAAGGAAUGUGGAAAAACGUUAAUAAUCGAUAACUCUGGAUGAAGAGAUUCAGGAGCUCUUUGUACUAUUCUUGCAACUUGUCUAUAAUAAAAAUUUUAAAGUUUUUUUAAAAGCUGUUAAAAUAAAUUUGAAGGGAAGGUAAAUAAAGAGCUAAAAUUUCCCAGGUAAGUGGUGAAUUAAGGGAUUAUUGGCCAGUACAGUAUUUUCUAUAAAAUAUGAAUUUUAUAAAUUGUGCAAGAAAAUAUUUGUAAAAUGACUUCUCCCAUCAGCUGUCUUUGUCAUACAGCACUGGAUUAUCUGUUAAUGAUAAGUUAUCAGUUCUUGUUCCUCUUAAUAUAUUCUUCCAAAUAAUUUAAGAACUGUAAUUCUCAUAAAACAGCUUUUACUUAAAUUCAUGCAAGCAUUAAAGUACUUAAUCUUCAAAGAGUUCACUUGCAGAGUGCUCUAUUCAUAAAUUAAAUUCACUUGUGCUUUUUAAAAUAUAGAUUAAAGAUACUAUUGUUGUUUUUUUAAAUAAUUUUACAUUUUAUUUACCUGUUGCAAGGCAUUAAGGAUUCUGUCAAUAAAUAUCCUUAUUGCCCAGCAAUACAGUAUAUAUCCUCUCCAUUUAAAAAUUUUUUUGAAAAGGGAAAAGGAUAAAAACUCUCAACAAACUGGGUAUAGAGGGAACGUACCUCAACAUAAUAAAGGCCACAUAUGACAAGCUCACAGCUAACAUCAUAUUCAACGGUGAAAAGCUGAAAGCUUUUCCUCUAAAAUCAGGAACAAGACAAGGAUGCCCACUCUCGCCACUUUUAUUCAACAUAGUACUGGAAAUCCUAGCCAGAGCAAUUAGGCAAGAAAAAGAAAUAAAAGGCAUCAAAAUCAGAAAGAAAGAGGUAAAACUGUCUCUUUUUGCAGAUGACAACUAAAAUUAGUUGUUUCUAUAUACUAAUAAUAAACUAUCAAAAGAAAAAUUAAGAAAACCAUCUUAUUUACAAUUAUAUCAAAAAGAAUAAAAUAUCUAGAAAUAAAUUUAACCAAAGAGGUGAAAGAGUUGUACACUGAAAACUAUAGAAAGUUAAUGAAAGACACUGAAGAUGAUACAAAUAAAUGUAAAUAUAUUCCGUACUCAUGGAUUGGAAGAAUUAAUGUUGUUGAAAUAUCCAUACUACCCAAAGCAAUCUACUGAUUCAAUAUAAUUCCUAUCAAAAUUCCAAUGUCAUUUUUCACAGAAAUAGAACAAUCCUAAAACAUGUAUAGAACCAUAAAAGACUCCAAAUAGCCAAAGCAAACUUUAGAAAGGACAACAAGACUGGAGGCAUCACACUUCCUGAUUUCCAACUAUAUUACAAAGCUAUAGUAAUCAAAACAGUAUGGUAUUUGGCAUAAAACAGACACAGAGACCAAUGGAACAAAGAAAUAAACCCAUGCAUAUAUGGUCCAUUAAUUAAGGAGCCAAGAAUAUACAACGGAGAAACAGUCUCUUCAAUAAAUGGUGUUGGGAAAACUGGAGAGCCACAUGAAAAAGAAUGAAACUGGACCCCUAUCUUACACCACACACACAAAAAUUAAGUCAAAAUGGAUUAAAGACUUGGAUGUAAGAUCUAAACUUAUUGUGGUGAUCAUUUUGCAAUAUAUACAUCUAUCAAAUCACUAUGUUGUACACCUAAAACUAAUGCAAUGCUAUAUGUCAAUUAUAUCUCAAUAAAACUGGAAAAGAUCAUAUUGUUAAAAAGUGUUUAAUGAUAUGGGACAAUGUUGAUGACAUUUUAUUAAAUAAAAAGAGAUUACAAAAUAAUGCUACCAUAUGAUCUCAGGAUUACAAAAGAGAUUUAUAUAGAUCUAUGGAUAAAAGAAGAAAAAAUCUACAAAAUGUUAAUAAGAGGUUACCUCUAGAUUCUGGGAUUAUGGGUGACUUUUAUUCUUUGUAUUUUUUUCCUAUUUUUACAAUGCAUAUACAUUACUUUGGUAGUCAGGAACAGUAUUGUUGAAAACAAAUAGAAGGCAAUUUAUAGCACCCCCUCCAAAAAAAAAGGAAAAGAAAUUAAGUUUACAGACCUGAGUUUGUAACAUUUAGGGUGCCAAAGAAAACCAAAAAUUUGCUGCCAUGGCAAGUAUAACCUUGUCACAUCCUAAGACUCCAAAAUCCAUUAACCUUAUUAAUUUUUCCUAAUAUUUAAAAUUCUACAUAACCAUAUUUUUCUUUAUCUGACUUACAUGCAUAGAUCAUUUACAAUAAAAGAGUACAUCCUAAAUUUCUAAAAAGGCUCUUUAAAAUUGUAUAUAUGUGUUAAUAUUUCAUUAGAUUAAUAACUAAAUAUUUGUUACUUUAUUGUAUAAUAAGUAAUUAUACAUAAUUUAAUUAUUAGGUUAAUAACUCUAAGUUACUAACAUUUAGUAUUAUGUAUUCUUUAUCAAGAACAACUGAAAAUAUGUACUACCAGGAAAUAACAAUCAAAAUCCAUGAACAUUUUCUAAUCAAUGGGCUUUCUGAGGUAAUAAAAGCUUUGUACAAUUAACUUUGUACAAAGCAUUAUGAGAGACAUAAAAAGAAUUCCAAAAGCAACAGAAUACAUUCUUGCCUUUAAGGAUGUAAAAUAUGUCAUAAUGCUGUAACACAUGUAAAGAAAUUAAAAAGCACAUUAUAGAACAAUAUGGAACACAGGAUCAGCUGGAUAUCCUAGGACCUAAACUGUCAAUCCUAGAAAUGCCAGUCAAUUCAUAACAUUUUUUUCAUGUGUACAUGGCACUUUUAAGAAGACAUCGAUAGACGAAGUACUUAUGGAAUGAGAACCCUGAAACAUUCCUCAGUUUCACAAACCAGAAAUGGACUUAUUCCUUUGACUCUUGUGGCUAUUAAAAACAAAAAUAAAAUAAAACUUACCAGAAGAUUAACAAAAUGUUGAUUUCUAGAUAUAUAAAAUAAAUAUACUUGUAUAAAAUAAAAUACAAAUUUAGAAAUCAUUAAGUUUACAAAGCAACUAAUACAACUGUUAAAUAUCUAUAGUCUUGAACAUCAUACCACAGAUUCUAAGUCUAUAGCCUAUCUCUCUGACAUUCUCUCCCCUUUUAUUAAUCCACCAAAAUUGCAAGGAACAUUUUUCCAAGUAUAAGGGGACAAAAGUCUACAUUCAAGUUUGGGGCUUUAUUUGGCACUAGAAUUCAGCAGGCCCACUAAGUUCUCUCUCUUUUUUUCCAUCUAGUUUCUAUCACACCUUCCGAUAUAAGACUGGAUCUCACUCUCACAGAGCACUCCAACUAGCUCUGGAUGCCUCAGUCAGAGAAGGAUGGAAAGCUGGUGAGAAACAAGAGAAUGUUCGUAAGAAAGCACGAGGAUGAGUUCUUGAAUUAAUCCUGAAGAAAUUCUGAAAGAACAGAAAUCAUCUAGCCUGGCAAGAAACUGACUAGGGAGCUUUCUACAUAAUUCUCAUGUGAGAUGAGAAAAUGUAGGCAACCCUUUUUAACCACAUUCUAUCCUUACCACCACUGCCUUAAUUCAGGCCACCAUCACUGUACCCCUGACUUGCUACAGAUACCUCCUAUUUCUGACCCUAGUUUUGUCCCUUUCCAAUCUACUCUCUACCCCACUGCCAGAAUUAUCUUUCUGAAAUGGAAUUCUGAUUGCUUCACUGCCUGGCUUAAACAAUCCCUCCCUACCGCCCUCAAGGCAGAGCCAACACACCACACUCUAAUUGCCUGUUUGUCUUGUCUCUACUUGACUAUAAGUUCCACGAAAAUGGUCAGUUUCAAAUUCACAGCUGUGUAUUCCUGGCCCUAAAGCAGUGCCUACAUAGUGGGCACGCAAACACUUGUUGAAUUAAUGAUGUAUUAAGAAGGUCCUCACACUGAAAAAUAUUUAACAAAUUUAACAACAGAACAAAUUGCCAAAGAAAAGUAUUACAUGUUGCUUUUCCAAAGGCAAUUUAAAAUAAAGGCUUUUUUCUUUUUUUUCCUGUCUAGGACAGUUUACGCAUAGAUUAGCCUGACGGGGAUAGAAAUAGGGCACACAAAAACUAGAUGUCCUCUCAAAUCUAUUCCACACCUAAAUUUAAAAAGCAGCAGACGGGGACUUCCAUGGUGGUGCAGUGGUUAAGAAUCCGCCUGCCAAUGCAGGGGACACAGGUUUGAUUCCUGGUCCGGGAAGAUCCCACAUGCCGCAGAACAACUAAGCCCGUGCACCACAACUACUGAGCCUGCGCUCUAGAGCCCACGAGCCACAACUACUGAGCCCACGUGCCCCAACUACUGAAGCCCUUGUGCCUAGAGCCAGUGCACUGCAACAAGAGAAGCCGCCGCAAUGAGAAGCUCACGCACCGCAAUGAAGAGUAGCCCCCGCUCACCGCAACUGGAGAAAGCCCGCAUGCAGCAACGAAGACCCAACGCAGCCAAAAAUUAAUUAUUUUAAAAUAAAAAGCAGCAGAGGUAUUUGCUGUAUGGGAGGAAAGGGGAAGGAAAGAGGUGGUGAGAGCUGACUUCAGACUACAUCUGGCACAGGGCCUCUUCCUCUCUGACUUCCAGUUAAUUCUGCCCCAUACGAUGCCCUGGCAGAGAGAAGAGGGCGGGAGGAGAGAAAACUGAGGUGACUCAUAGAUGUGGGAGUAGCUGCUUCCCUCUAUCACUACAGCUUCUGUCAGGGACCACACCCCACCCCCGCUUCUGCUGUCCCUGCUCUCAGUGGGUUCUAGUAAAAUUGUUUCCUUACCUUUAGGUCUAGAGUGGUAACAGCUUCCUACUAUCACCCUGGGAACCCCUGGUCCCUGGGUAUGUCACAUUCUUUACUGGUUCCCAUAACCUUUCCCAUAUUUCUUUGAAUAGUCCCUUCAUUAAAGUCACUUCAAAAUCCUAGCUGAGCACACUUUCUGUUUCCUGCCUGUGACCUUGACUGAUAGUUUAUGAACACAAACAGAAAUAGCAACUUAGGGUCUCUUAAUAUUUUAAGUUGACCGUUGAUGUUUUACCCUUUCAAACAUCCUAUUUUCUAGUAAUUUCUUUCAGUACAAAUUUUUUUUUAAUGUGGCAGUUGUUUUUUUCCGAUUUCAUUUCCAGAUUUUGUUUUACCUUUAUAUUCUUUAAACUUCAUGAUUUACAACUAAGUAACUGAUUAUCUCUGUAAUUAGAACUACAUCUUUGGAUAUAGGAAAAUGUGUUUGAACAGAAAAUUUGCAAUAGAAAAAAUUAGAAAGUCAUCCUAGUACAACUAAAGAAAAGUUUCCAAUGAUGCAUACAUGUAAAAUUGCUCAAUGUUUUAAAAAGUUGAAGGCCCAAAAGAAAACCAAGUGUAUAUAUAUAUUUAAAUAUUUGGUAAAUGAUUGAACAAUUGUCCAUAGAUUUAAAAAUUAUUCUAAAUUUAAUACAAAUAGUUUAGUCUUAUCAAGGGUAAAAUACAGGUGUGUGGAAGCCUGAAGCUUAUAUAAUUGGGUAAGGGGGGAACCUCUUUAUGAAGGAAAACAAAAAGGUAGGCUAAAAAUAAGACUGUGCAUAUAAAAUUUGGUAUAAGGCCAUGAAGGACCCAAAGCAAGUGAGGGCCCUGAAGCUUAAGUUUCAUUAGCUUCAAGCUGAGUCCGCCUCUGGUUAUAAAAACUAAAAUCCUUUUUAUAAUUCCUUCAUCAUUAAAUUAUGGUACUAAUAAUGUGUAUAAAAGGAGAAAUUUUAAACUUAUUAAUGAAAAUCUGAACUCUUACUUGAUACCAAAUUUCAGUAAUUUCAAUGAUAUGUCUGCCCCUUUUAUACAGCAAUCAUACAAUUAUGUAGUUAUGUAACCAGACUAGAAGCAAAAGGAACUUCGUAACUAUAUCUGAUUCUAACUGACAAGACUGAUAGCUUUUUAAAACUUUUUUUAAAGAAGUGGCUGUGCUCCAGUUAGAAUUCAAAGAAAAUAGCUAUAACUACAUUAGGUGAAGAAUUAAAAUGCAAUUCCUAGUAAGGUAUCCCAGCAAUGGCCAAUCAAAAUUAGUCAAAAGUAGAACUCAUUUUUGAACAAACUGAGUUAGAUUCGUUACCAUUUUUGCCAUUACCAUUCAUUCAAAAGGUGCCUUUCCUCUUUCCAGAAAACAAAACUGAGAGGUCUAUUAAACCUAUAAUCACCAGUUUACUUAUUAAGAAAUCAUCUUAAAAUAAGCACCUCUGUCAAAUAAAAGUAGAUUCUAAAACAAGGAAGCAGUAAGGCCUUUCUUAUUCUGGCAUUUAAUUUCAAGUAGACUUGGCUAAUGUCACUCUUACUUACUGAUCUCACUCCCUCCCACUGGAGAGAGUGGGAAGGGAAAGAAGGAAGAGAGGAAAAAGAGAAAUCUUGGCUUCAAACGAAAUAUCCAGAUUAUGCUGAGACACAGAAACAAAAGUGGGUGUUAAGAUGAGCCAUGCUGUACUGAAGAUUAUGCUACAUGCUGUUGGCCCUUUGGGAAGGUGUGUGAGACCUGGGCACUCACUUACAGAAUCCCCUCCCCUCCCCGGGAACUUAGAGUAGCUUAAAAAUUGGCCAGCCUGUUCUAUAAAAUGGUGGGUUUCUUCCUUAUAGUGGUUCUGAAAUAAGAGUGGAAUGUAAAACAGGCACAGGUUGUCAGACGUCUAUGAACCUGAUGGAAAGAGAGAAAUCAAGCUGAGAGGGAGAAUGUCCUCUCUGGGAUUCUGACACCUUCGAAAACUGGGACAAGAGUAUCUUUUCCCUUCUUUCUCUUUACAACAAUGGUAUAAUAGAUAUGAACUGGGGCAGGAAAUGAUGACCCCUUCUCUUCAGAUGACAGCCUUUGUUUCCAUGACCGUACAACAGCUAUGAAAAUGAGUUGCAAAUAUAGAAACAGAGUGGCUGAUACUAAAAUAAUCUUAGAAAGUGUGGCUGAAAGCCUCUUUAAAAAGAAAAACACCUUUGUGCCAACCAAGUCUCACCCCCCUUUCCCAAAGAUGAGUUAAAUCAAAAGGACAGACCAUGCAAAACUUUUCUACAUUUUUAAUGUAGUGAAUUUCUGAUGUUAAAAUGGAGCAGCACAAAGGUGACAACCGAAAAAGCAGCUCUUGUAGUCUAAUCUCUUAAAAUCCACACCCUUUCACCUUGCAUGUGUGGAAGAAGAAAGAGCAGAAGAUAAAAUCACUUCCACCUGGACCACUGCUUUUCUUUAUCUGUUAAAGGCACGUAUAUCACUCCCAUCAGAGGCUUCAUUUUGACACUGCCAUCCUGGAGCUUGUCAUACUGCUCCAGCAUCUGGUUUCCACCUGCAGGACCAACUGGCAAUAUCAAUCUUCCACCAGGCUUUAACUGGUCUAUUAGCUAAAAGAAAAAGAAGAGCACAUGUACACCAAGCUAUAGAUUUUAUGUUAAUAGUCAUUUUACAUCACUAUACACAACUUUCAGUGUCCAUGGGCAGAAAGCAGAAAUGUACUUUAUUUAGUACAUACAUACUUCCACUGUUAAACUCGUUACUCAAUUACCCACUCACUCAUUUACCUACCGACCUUCCCUACUACAGUACAAAUGUUCUGACGACAGGGACUGUGUCUUAUUCAUCUUUGUGCCCUUAGCAUCUAACACAGUACCUGGUACAACUGCAAUGCUCAAAAUGUUUGAGUUGAACCACAUAAUGUAGGACUAUCCUCUUGGGAAGGCCAAAGGCAGAACAGGAAAUUUCAAUUCCUGUAUGCCUAUUUUGAAUCUUUAUAGUUUGCAGGGGAGGAGGGGAAGUGUAGAAAAUCAGCAAGGAAUCCCUAUCCUAUCUAAGAAUUUAAGGCAUCACUGAACCAAAAAUAAGGGAACCUUGGUUUUAUGACUGAAUUUAGGAUUACUGGCACCAUGACAUGACGAAGGAAGGUAGGGCUGGAGUCUCUGCAGCAUUAGAAUGAGGACGCCCUGUCAAUGAAGAACCAAAACUACUCAGUGAAAGCCCCUCUGGUCAGAAAAUUUUUAAGUCGUAUGUCACAAUUUGAAUGUAGCCUGACAGAUGACCACUGAUCAAAAACAGUAAGGAAGAAACCUUACUUUGGAUAGUAUUAUCCCAAGGAAGGGUGUCCUUAAAUAAAAUUUUUGUUGUCAGCAAGUCUACCUUAUUUUUUCCCUUUUAAUUUUCUAAAUGUCAAGGUUUUUAAUGAAAAAAUAGCAGGCUUCUUCCCACUACUCCAGUCUUGCUCCCUAAAUCCACUCAUUUUAAAUCCUUUCAGCUGUCUUCUUUUGUAGUGCUUACUUCUAAAGCAUGUCUUUUUUUUUUUAACUGAAAUAUAAUUGGCAUAUAAAUAGUGUAUUAGUUUUAGGUGUACAAUAUAAAGAUUUGAUAUAUGUAUAUAAUGUGAAAUGAUCACCACAGUAAGUUUAAUUAACAUCCAUUACCACACAUAGUUACAGUUCUUUUUUCUUGUGAUGAGAACUUUUAAGGUUUACUCUCUUAGCAACUUUCAAUUAUAUGGUAUAGUACUAGUGACUAUAGUUACCAUGCUGUAUAAUAUUUCCUCUUUUAUUUCAAAUUAUGUGGUAGAUGAGGACUAAGCUCUCAUACAUAAACAGCUGUCCCUCGGUAUCCAAGGGGGAUUGGUUCCAGGACCUUACCUCUGAUACCCAAAUCCGCAGAUACUCAAGUUCCUUAUAUAAAAUGGUAUAUUUGCAUAUAACCUAUAUAUCCCAUAUACUUUAAAUCAUCUCUAGAUUACUUAUUAUACCUAAUACAAUGUGAAUACCAUGUACAUAGUUACCAGGUGUGACAAAUUCAAGUUUUGCUUUUUGGAACUUUGUGGAAUUUUUUUUUCUGAGUAUUUUCGAUCCAUGAUUGGUUGAAUCCUUGAAUGUGGAACCCUCAGAUACAGAGGGCCAACUGUAUUCUUCUCCUUUCCCCCAAUCCAACCAAUAUCAUAAUUUUUUAUUAAAACCAUUUUCAGUUAUGACUGUGUAAAUGUAAUUUGCAGCUGAGCCAAGAGGUACCCAAUGAUUGUUUCCUUUCUUAUAUAAUAGCUGUUUUCCCUACAGUUAAAAACUGAAGGUUUUUCUUUUUUCAUUCCCUUAAUUUUCUUUGUAACUGUUUCUAAAUCUUGGUACCCUCCCAGCUUCUUAAUGAAAUUUUCACGCAGUCAAAUCUAUCUAAUUAGUGCCUUCCUUUUUUUAAAUUUUUUUUUAACUGCUCUUUUUUCUUUUUUGGUAGGCUCGCUUCUAGUACCUUCCUCCUCUGCUCUAAAUCUGGACUGGUUAUUCUCCAGGCCUGCUGCAUAGCGUUCAUACUGGGACUUCCUUUGCAAUAAUCCUGGAAUCCUGGGAACUCUUACCACCUCUCUCUUGAACAAAAUUUCCUACCUUCCUAGAUACCAUGGCUGCUUCUUUUCAGUUUUUCCUGCUCUCUCUCUACUCCCUCAUUUUUUGAUGAUAUAAUUAAAGCAAUUCCUCCAGAAGUAUUCUGUGAAACAGUAUGUGGAAUAUUUUUAAAGACAGAGAUUGAGAUCGGCAAAUCUAAAAUUAUCUUUAUUCUAUGUAUUUAGUGACGUGUGUGGGUAUAGAAUUCAAGAUUGGAAAUCAUUUUCAAUUCAGAAUUGUGAUGGUUUGCCUCUGACUUGUUCAUUCUGAUGUUGGUUUUCUAUAGUCUGAUGCCUUUCUGAUUACUGACCCUUCAACGGAUUAUCUAUUUUGCUUUUCUGGAAACUUCUGGAAUAUUCUCUUUAUCUGUAACAUUCUGAAAUUUCAUGGUGAUAUUGUGGCUUUUUUUUUUUUUUUAAAUUCAUGGUACUAGGCACUCAAAAGAUCUUUUCAAACUAUAGAAUUAUGUCUUUCAGUUCUCAGAAAUUUUCUUAGGGCUUAGGGCUAACUGUUCCUCAUAAAGACUUCCAAGUAGCAGCCCCGUUAUUCAUUUAUGACUUGUACACCUUUCUACAUCAUGCUAAUACUUCAAUUAAAAUAUGUUAAAACCA